Messenger RNA from Aureobasidium vineae, 985 nucleotides. The record is from the annotation of a GenBank genome assembly. Lineage: Eukaryota; Fungi; Ascomycota; Dothideomycetes; Dothideales; Saccotheciaceae.
GGAACAAACAAUGUCGGCAAAAUCGACAAAAGGCCCAGGCGGCAAGAAGCCAGCCUCUGCAGCAACAAACCUCGUCGCCGGCGGCGGAGCAGGCAUGAUGGAAGCUCUGGUCUGCCACCCUCUCGACACGAUAAAAGUGCGCAUGCAACUCUCAAAACGAUCGCAGCGUGCACCUCAANNGGGCUCUCGUCGCGGCUUCAUCCAAACAGGAGUUUCGAUUGUAAAACGCGAGACCCCACUCGCCCUCUACAAAGGCCUUGGAGCCGUGCUCACGGGCAUCGUUCCCAAGAUGGCCAUCCGCUUCACCUCGUACGAAUGGUACAAGCAGGCGCUAGCUUCAAAAUCCGGCGAGAUCACCUCCAAAGCCACGUUCAUGGCUGGACUGCUAGCAGGAGUCACGGAAGCCGUUGCCGUCGUCACGCCAAUGGAGGUUGUCAAGAUUAGACUGCAGGCCCAACAUCACAGUAUGGCCGACCCCUUGGAUAUCCCCAAAUACCGCAAUGCUGCUCAUGCGUUGUACACGGUUGUCAAGGAGGAGGGAGUGGGUGCGCUGUACAGAGGUGUUUCGCUCACGGCGCUCAGACAAGGAACAAACCAAGCGGCCAACUUUACCGCUUAUACUGAGCUCAAGGCUUGGUUGCAGGAACGAUCUGGACACCCUGAGGCUGGGCUACCUGGCUGGCAGACUGCGUUCAUUGGUUUGAUCUCCGGUGCUGUGGGUCCAUUCAGUAAUGCACCGAUCGACACCAUCAAGACCAGAUUGCAAAGGAACCCUGCGCAGCCUGGUGAGACGGCUAUUGGUAGAAUCGUGACCAUCGGCAGUCAAAUGUGGAAGCAAGAAGGCAUCAGGGCUUUCUGGAUGGGCAUCACACCACGUGUCAUGCGCGUCGCUCCCGGUCAAGCUGUCACGUUUGCCGUCUACGAGUACUUGAAGGAUAUCAUGGAAAGAGGGAGGGAAAUGAGACCAGGUGGUAGUUAUGAAGAG